UAACUUGUGGUACUCGUUGGUGCUGGCAGUCUUUUUUUGCAUUACUAACUCGUCAUUUUACACUUAAUUGUGUGUUUUACGGCACUCUAUUGUGAAAAUAAAGAAAAGUACUAAAAUAUUAAUGGGAGAAGAAGGCUGAAUGUAAAAUUUAUACAAGCGGUUUGACUAAAUCAGUGAAAUCUUUGUGAUAUAACAAACAAAGCUCAGCAACCAGAAUUUGCGAAUUUGCAAAUCAAACUUAGCAACGUGUUGUGUCCCGUUCGCCGUUUACAACAACAAGCAUAGCACUCCAACGAAAGCACCAAACAACACGUCCAAAUAAUAGAAAUCGAAAAUUUUUCCCUGACCUGACGGGAACAAAUAACAAUCAAUCACUUACACAAUAAGGCAAUAAAAAAAUCUUCCAACAACAUCAACGAAACAUUACAAAAUCCGUUGCCCUAGAAGUUACAGUUGGUGUAUGCACAGAAGCAGACAAGAACCAUCGACCUCAACCUCGUGCAGGAAGUGUGUGUUCUGAUCCAGGGGCAAAAUAAGAAGAAACCAAACCAAGUGGUGAUUACAGUCAAUUAUUACACUUAAGAUCAACAACACAAGCGAACGCAAGCGAGAAAGCCGCAACAAAGAAAUGUCUGCAAUUUCUCCAAAUACCAGCGCCAGCAUAGCGAACAGUUCAUCAACCUCCUCCUCCUCGACUUCCGCGGCGUCCGCGGCCUCACUGUCGAGCAAUGCCAUUGCAGCUGCCAUUUUGCCUGUCGCCCUGAGUUCAUCCUCAUCGUCGGGGUUAAGUGCAAGUGGUACUUGCAGCUUCAAUGGAGUCUUAAUUAGCGAAAUUUCCGACGAAAGCAAAUUGGAAUUUAGCCCUAAACACAAGGGAUCUUGUUCUUUGUUAUGUAGCUACGAUUCGCAAGGUGUACUUAUAAAAAUAGCUUUGGACAAUUCACCGACAAAUGUUAUUAAGGAUUAUUUAUUAACAGCAGAUACCGACUCGGCGCAAGUUGGACGAAAGACAUUUGCAGUUUCUUUUGAUAAUGACAACUACAUUCUACGCUUUCCCACGGAGCCAGAACAACUACGGUUUAGGAAACUUAUUGAUCAUGUUAAGCGACUGCGGCCAAAGUCAGUAUUCUCACAGCGCACCGAAGAGUCUUCCGCUUCGCAGUAUUUUCAGUUCUAUGGCUAUCUGUCACAACAGCAAAAUAUGAUGCAGGACUACGUUAGGACCAGCACAUAUCAAAGAGCUAUUCUGGGAAACGCCAUGGAUUUUCAUAACAAAAUUGUUUUGGAUGUUGGCGCUGGCUCGGGUAUUCUUUCAUUUUUUGCGGUCCAGGCAGGCGCAGCAAAAGUCUAUGCCAUUGAGGCAUCCAAUAUGGCCCAGUAUGCGCAGCAACUAGUUGAAUCGAAUCAUGUUCAAGAUAAGAUAUUUGUAAUGCCUGGUAAAAUAGAGGAAAUCGAUUUACCCGAACAGGUCGAUGUGAUUAUUUCGGAGCCCAUGGGCUAUAUGCUCUAUAAUGAACGUAUGCUGGAGACUUAUUUACAUGCACGCAAAUGGUUGAAACCUAAUGGAAAAAUGUUUCCCACCCAUGGUGAUUUACAUGUGGCCCCAUUUUCCGACGAGGCACUCUAUUCGGAACAAUACAAUAAGGCGAACUUUUGGUAUCAAUCUGCAUUCCAUGGUGUCGAUUUGACAACUCUGCACAAGGAGGGCAUGAAGGAGUACUUCCGCCAGCCUAUAGUGGAUACUUUUGAUAUUCGUAUAUGUAUGGCAAAGUCAGUGCGUCAUGUUUGCGACUUUAUGAGAGAUAGCGAAAAUGAUUUGCAUAAUAUUGAUAUACCCUUGGAAUUUCAUAUUUUACAAACUGGCAUUUGUCAUGGUUUGGCUUUCUGGUUUGAUGUGGAAUUUUGCGGCUCUAGCCAGCAGGUUUGGCUAUCUACUUCUCCUACGGCACCAUUGACACACUGGUACCAAGUACGUUGUUUACUGCCAAUGCCAAUUUUCAUAAAACAGGGCCAAGUGUUGACCGGUCGCGUUCUUUUGGAAGCCAACAGACGGCAGUCUUAUGAUGUAACCAUUGAUUUGCACAUCGAAGGCACCUUGAUAUCAUCCAGUAACACAUUAGAUUUGAAAAAUCCCUAUUUCCGUUACACUGGCGCCGCCCCUGUGCCACCCCCUGGUACUUGUACACAAAGUCCCUCUGAACAAUACUGGUCCCAAAUCGAUACGCAAGGGCAACGUACAACCGGUAAUAUGGUUAAUGGCAUGGCUGUUAAUGGUCUCACCGAUUCUAUGGACAUUUCUCAUACGCUUAUGCAUCCUCAGUCGUAAAUAUUUUAUAUACAUAUACUAUAGAGACAAGAUAUAUUCUGAAACCAUACCAACCAACAAUCACCGCAAGAAAUCUACCAUCCCACCACCAUACACAUUUUCCCAUUUGCCCGUAAGCAAGCAGUCUUUCCAACCAUUUUAGACUACAAACUACAAAAAAAACCACACACACACUCAUAACUAACUUAUAUAUUAUAAUUGUCGGAGUCUUUUAAAUUUAUUUUAAGUGUAGCUUUAGAUGUUUUAUUUUAUUUUUUUUUACAAAUUUGUAUUUUUACGCAUUUUUAGAGAAUUCUUUGUUAUGUUCUAAUAUAUAUAUAUAUUUAUUCCAUGCUUUUUUUACCUUGCAAAAUCUCUCGGAUUAUAUUAAGUUCUGCGGAAAAGUUUAAUUUCAUUUAAUGUUUGUCAUUUAAGAAAAAUAAAUUGUUUGUUUUGUUGUAUUUUGGUUGAAAAUUAUGCCCCCGCCCUGUAUCUUGUUGCCUUUUAUGUUUACUUCAUCACUCGUGCAUAGGAUCAGUCAUAAAAGUCGAAGAAAAAAAAAAAAAUAUAAUAAAAAUUUUCGUACAUUUCGAUUUGAGUUGGAAAACUAAAUUUUCGUUGCCUGGUCAUUGAAGGUGUUCAUGGAACCCUUACAGAUUUUCGUGCAGAGACAUUGCAUUUUUUUUAUUAAGAAGCUCUGUAGCUAUUUGUAGGUUAAUACUGUCGUAUCGUAUUUUAUUUAGGGCGUUCAUAACUCGUAGAAGGUAAUAAAAAGCUUCCUUAAUUUAUAUUUUUAGUUUUUCUAAAGACCCAUUUACUUUAUCGUCAUCUUCAUCAUCAUCUUCAUCGUUUUAAUUAAGAAUGUAUUUGUAAAUGUUGUAUGAUGUCUUGAAUAGUUAGGAUAUAUUAUUCUCAACACAAAAUCACAGCCAUUUUUUCUUUUAAGAUUACAUUACCGUGUAGGAUAUAACGUUUUAAGUUGAUCUAUUGUUUAGUUUUGCGCUGUGCGACAGUCGCAAACGGCAAACUGGCAAAAGGACUAUUUAAGAACACUGAUAUUAUUAUGUUUCGCCGCCUCCCCCUAUACCGCUAUAUGGGAAUUUAAUAGAACGAACUAAAGCUCUUUGCUUGUACUAAACAUACAUAUGUAUACACAUGUUCUAUCUAUAUAUAGACCGAGAUUAUAUUUAUUGUUUUAAAUGCUAAGUUAAUCACAAACACCCACUUGAUUUACAAGAAAUAUACCAUAUUAUUAACAAAUGCUAUGGUAGAGAAUGGAGAAUGAAAACGAACUGCAAACAGAGAGGAUGAUCAAUGUGAAACUCACUUAAAUGUAUUGUAGAGUUUUACUCCUUUACGCAUUCAAUUCUUAUAGAAUGAAAUCUUUAUGGAUAAACUAUGCUAGAUCUCCUUAAAAUUAUACAAUACACACAUACAUAUAUACAGACUUCUUAGAUACAAACAAUAAAGAAAAUCCAAAAAUAAACAAUUUCUAUUAGAGUGUAGUGUUUUUGCUAUCUAUACCACAUACUUAUAAACUUGCAAACAAACUGGGAUAUGAAUGAUGUCCAAGGAAAACCAAAACAUACGAAAACAUUACCAACAAAAAUUAAAGAAAAACAAAAGAAAAUUUAAA
Messenger RNA from Stomoxys calcitrans (stable fly), 3941 nucleotides. It is a transcript of the gene Art4, whose product is annotated as histone-arginine methyltransferase CARMER. The record is from RefSeq and is a predicted model, not a curated record. Gene Ontology annotation, molecular function: protein-arginine N-methyltransferase activity. Lineage: Eukaryota; Metazoa; Arthropoda; Insecta; Diptera; Muscidae. Gene Ontology annotation, biological process: peptidyl-arginine methylation. The transcript is spliced from 6 exons. Bases 629 to 2326 code for a protein of 565 amino acids.